Messenger RNA from Rotaria sp. Silwood2, 543 nucleotides. NCBI's taxonomy places the organism in Eukaryota, Metazoa, Rotifera, Eurotatoria, Philodinida, Philodinidae. The record is from the annotation of a GenBank genome assembly.
AUGGUAAAACGUUAUAAAAUUGGAGUUUACGCUGCUGGCGACAUUGGUUCAUUCGCUCUAUUACUGCUUAUUAUUAGUGUAGGUACACCUGUAUGGCUUGAUGGUGGAUCAGGAAACACAGUUGGUCUUUUCCGUAAAUGUUAUGGAGCCGGUAUUUCAACUACGAUCGCACCUAAUGGCUCAGGUUGUUAUGAUGAAAAUCGGGCUCCAACAGCGGGUCUGUCUGUUUUUGGCAUUCUACUGCUUGGUAUCUCUAUAAUUUUGGCCAUAAUUGGUGGGUGUCUGGAAAAUCAAGUAAUUCUAGUAGUGUCACUUUUUCUUUUUUACUUUUCAUCUAUGUUCGUUAUGGCAGCAUAUGCAACAUGGGGAGUUUAUUCACGAGAUGAAAAUUUAUAUACUUUUCCAAGCUCAGCGCCAGCAUCACUUGCGAAUCAUACAUCGAUGGGAUCUUCAUAUAAUUUAUGUGUUGCAGCACAUUACUUUCUCUGGACUGCACUUACAAUAAUUGCAGUGGUUGUUGGUUGCAGUUUUAAUCACAUGUAA